AUGGCGGCACCACGUCUAGCCCGGACCCUCACCUGUCCCAAUUGCCUCGGGCGGCUGCCCAUGGCCCGCCACGCACCCUCGAUAUGGUCGCCGUCGCUGUCGCCGUCGCCGCUGCAGCUGGCCCUGACCCAGGUCCGACACGCCCGCACCCUAACCAGGGCCGAGAUGGAGGAUCUGCAGGGCAUACCGGUGCGCCUGCUGCGAGACAUCAAGGGAUUCGGCAAGAAGAACUCCAUCAUCCGCGUCAAGCCCGGCCGCAUGCGCAACCAGUGGCACCACAAGGGCCUCGCCGAGUACAUGACCAAGACGCGCUUCACCGAGCUGGGCCUGACCGAGGCCGCCAUCGGCGUGCGCGACCGCUCCUUCGGCACCCAGCUGCUGGUCGAUGAGGAGCAACCGAACAAGAAGCCCGUCGCAGAGGCGUCUGCCUCCAAGAAGAAGGACAUUAUUACUAUGACGCCCGAGCAGUCCAGCGCCCUCCUGCAAUCCCAACUCCCCGCAGUCCUGACCUUCGCCCGCAAAGCCAUCGCACCGGCCGCCGAACCCGAGCCCGCGGUCCCGCGCUCCCCGUCGCUGGCCGUCAACGCCGCCCUGUCCACGCAGCCCAAGCCCGCGUCGGCGCCCGCAGCGGACGAGGCCACGGCCAUCUUCGGCUCCGUGUCGACGGUCGACAUCCUGGCGCACAUCCGCGAGGUCCUGCAGGAGGCGGACCAGACCGAGCGCCGCGUCGGCCUCGAGGCCGACGCCAUCGCCAUCGAGGGGCUCGACCUCGGCGAGGACCGCAUCAAGCGCCUGGGCCGGUUCGAGCUCGUCAUCACAACCGGCCGCGGGGUCGAGCCCGUGCGGCGGAUCGUUGAGGUCGUUGCUGAGGAGGAAUAG
Messenger RNA from Neoarthrinium moseri, 879 nucleotides. RefSeq lists its product as uncharacterized. The transcript has 3 exons. Gene Ontology annotation, biological process: translation. Gene Ontology annotation, molecular function: structural constituent of ribosome. NCBI's taxonomy places the organism in Eukaryota, Fungi, Ascomycota, Sordariomycetes, Amphisphaeriales, Apiosporaceae. Gene Ontology annotation, cellular component: mitochondrion; ribosome. Bases 1 to 879 code for a protein of 292 amino acids. The record is from RefSeq and is a predicted model, not a curated record.